AUGUCGUCGUCGUUGUCGUCGUCGUCAUUGUCGACGUCGCUGGUUCCGGCUACGUUGCUGUCACGCGAUCAAGCGAUUGCUGCAGCCGAGCAUCCGCAACACAACCCAUGCGUUCGCACUCCGCCACCGGUGCAUUCGACAUCUUACAUCCUCGGCGCCACGUUCGCCUCGGCAGGUCUCGGCAACGCCAUCUCGGCAGCAUGUACGAACCCGGCGGACAUCAUCAAAGUUCGGCAACAGCUGCUUGUCGACAAGACGCGUGCCAACUUUGUAGGCAUCACGUCCGAUAUGAUCCGCAAAGAAGGCUUGCGAUCGCUUUGGAAUGGCGUGACUGCAUCGUGUUUGCGCGAGCUGACGUACAGCACGGUGAGGUUCGGACUGUACGAGUCGUUCAAGGAUGCUUAUGCGAAAGCGUUGGGGGUAGCCGACAGCAGUUUCACGUUGAAGGCGCUGAGCGGCAUUUCGAGCGGCGCGAUCGGAAGCGCUUUUGCUUGUCCGACGGAUUUGGUCAAAGUUCGAAUGCAAGCGGUACGGCCUACAGGCCAACCGCCGUAUCGCAACACGUUUGUCGGCUUUGCUCAUGUCUAUCGCGAAGGCAAGCCAGGUAUCGUUGGCGGCAUACGCAGCCUGUACCGUGGUGUAGGGCCGACAAUCAUUCGAGCCGCCGUCCUGACCAGCUCGCAAAUCGCCUCGUACGACCAAGUCAAAAUGGUUCUCAAGCAUAACAACGUCAUGCACGAAGGCUUCGCACUUCACUUUUCCGCUUCCAUGGUCGCUGGAUUCGUAUGCUCGGUCACCAGCGCUCCAUUCGACACGGUCAAGGUACGACUGAUGCAGGACAAGUCGCGACAGUUUAAGAAUGCGUUGGAUUGCCUUGGCAAGCUGGUGGCCAACGAAGGUCCACUAGCGCUGUAUAAAGGCUUCGGAAUGUGCUGGGCACGUCUAGGCUCUCACACCGUCAUCUCGUUGAUACUCUUCGAACGCUUCCGCACCCUCUUCGGUGUGAAACCGCUCUAG
Messenger RNA from Mycosarcoma maydis (corn smut), 1017 nucleotides. RefSeq lists its product as uncharacterized. The transcript is spliced from 4 exons. Gene Ontology annotation, biological process: transmembrane transport. The record is from RefSeq and is a predicted model, not a curated record. Lineage: Eukaryota; Fungi; Basidiomycota; Ustilaginomycetes; Ustilaginales. The coding region runs from base 1 to 1017 and encodes 338 amino acids.